Molecule: messenger RNA, 531 nt
Organism: Benincasa hispida (wax gourd)
Lineage: Eukaryota; Viridiplantae; Streptophyta; Magnoliopsida; Cucurbitales; Cucurbitaceae
Source: RefSeq, a predicted model, not a curated record
AUGGAUAAAUUCACCCAAAAACUCCAAGCAAGUUUAGAAAAUAUACAACCUGAUCCUGAGAAGAAAUAUGGGAUAGAACGAUUAAAGGCAUUGGGAGCCACAAACUUUGAAGGAACAAAGGAUCCUGCAGAUGCAGAAGAAUGGAUGAAUCAAAUAGAAAAAUGUUUCAAAGUGAUGAGAUGUCCUAAAAAGCGUAAGGUAAGUCUUGCCACAUUCUUAUUGCAAAAAAAAGUAGAAGAUUGGUGGAAGCUACUGAAGAAUAGGAAGGGCGAUCAAGAAGAAAUAUGUUGGGAGGAAUUUCAAAAAUCAUUUUUUGAAAGAUUCUAUCCCCGAUCAUUCAGGGAUAUGAAACAAGAUGAGUUCCUACAGGUCAUGCAAGGAAACAUGACUGUAGCAGAAUAUGAAUUAAAGUAUACAGAAUUAUCCAAGUAUGCUUUAAACAUAGUGGUGGAUGAAAAGGAACGCUGUCGGAGGUUUGAAAUAGGAUUAAAACAAGAGAUUCGAACUCCUAUUACAACCAUCGCGGAAUAG